AUGUCGACAUUUAACCCAGAAACCGCUGAAAACUUGGAAGACCUCGAGAAACAAUUUGCCGUUGUUGCGGUAGAACAGGCAGAAACUUACUGGAACCUGAUCACAAAAGUUGCCGGCUCCAAGCUUCGUCUAACCAAACAUGACGACGAAAUCUACGAAAAGUUCCAAGAACAUUUCCCCGAGUACAAGGACCUUAACAGACUCAGCAAAUUCACAGAAGACGAGCUGAAAACCAAGGAGGCCAAGGAAAGAUGGAGAAAGUUCAUCAAACUUUUCGAAGAAAAAAUCGACGACUUCAACUUUGGCACUUUGCUCAGAACAGACUCGUCUCAAGAGUACGGCCAGUUCAGCACUUGCUUUGUCGUGAGAUUGCAGUUCUACGCUUUUGAAAUUGCCAGAAACAAGAACAAAUUGAACGACUGGGCUGUGGGCCAUCAGUAA
This is a messenger RNA of Lachancea sp. 'fantastica', 441 nucleotides long. The record is from the annotation of a GenBank genome assembly. Lineage: Eukaryota; Fungi; Ascomycota; Saccharomycetes; Saccharomycetales; Saccharomycetaceae.